Microsporum canis CBS 113480 is the source of this 1185-nucleotide messenger RNA. Its product is annotated as glutaminyl-peptide cyclotransferase. Lineage: Eukaryota; Fungi; Ascomycota; Eurotiomycetes; Onygenales; Arthrodermataceae. The transcript is spliced from 2 exons. Gene Ontology annotation, molecular function: glutaminyl-peptide cyclotransferase activity; zinc ion binding. Bases 1 to 1185 code for a protein of 394 amino acids. The record is from RefSeq and is a predicted model, not a curated record.
AUGCUGGGGCGUAGCUCGGCUUCCACUUUAUUGGUGGUGGUAUCUUAUCUCUCAUUUCUGGCUCUACUCUUCUCGCCGAUUAAUGCCUAUUCGCCUCUCUCCGACAAUACCUUACGAUCGUUACCCCGUCCAGGAAACGACUUCGAUAUACACAAUGGCGCAAUCCUUGCUCCAAUUUUACGCCCUCGAGUCCCUGGUACACCAGGGUCAACAGCCGUACUCGAGCACUUCGUAAACUUCUUCCAAAAUAACUUACCGGAUUGGAGACUUGAAUUUCAGAAUUCUACAUCCAAAACACCGGUAACUGGUGAUAAGCAGAUACCAUUCGUCAAUUUGAUUGCCAUUCGAGAUCCUCCGUUCACUCGGGUUGGCGAUGUUAGCAGGCUUACUCUGGCCGCACACUACGACAGUAAACUCACACCGGAAGGGUUCAUCGGAGCGAUAGAUAGUGCAGCACCCUGUGCGAUGCUCCUGCAUGCUGUACGGAGCAUUGAUGCGGCAUUAACAAAAAAGUGGAAGGCGAUGGAGGCAAGUCCAACCGAUAAUUUAGACAUGGUUGCACAACAAGGUGUUCAAAUUUUCCUGCUUGACGGGGAAGAAGCAUUUGGCGAAUGGACUGCUACAGAUUCUCUUUAUGGGGCUCGUUCGCUGGCUGAACACAUGGAACAUGAAUACUACCCAGCACUUUCCACAUUUACAACUUCACUGGCCGCCAUCAGGCUAUUUGUGCUUCUAGAUUUACUAGGAAACAAAGACCCCAUUAUGCCAUCUUUUUUUGCAACUACGCACUGGGCAUACAAACACAUGGCCACACUUGAGCAACGGCUUCGUAAACUUGGACAAUUCAAAUCAGACCCAGAUCCCAAAAAGGGUGCAGCGAAGGUAUGGUUUACGGAGGGAAAUCGGCCAUCUGAUAAGAAAUUUAUGUCAUUCAUCUCGGACGACCAUAUACCUUUUAUGCAAAGAGGAGUUGAGAUCUUACACCUGAUACCUUGGCCAUUCCCAGAGGAUAUAUGGCACAAGAUAGCAGAUGACGCAGAUCAUCUCGACCCUCCUACCGUCGAGGACUGGAGCACACUUAUCACUGCUUUUAUGGCCGAAUGGAUGGAUCUUGAAGGGUUUUUCAACACAAAGAAACCGAAUCAGGCCAGGAUAGAUGAUGAGAAGUCGGAGCUGGUACCAUAA